Molecule: messenger RNA, 1568 nt
Organism: Diospyros lotus (date-plum)
Lineage: Eukaryota; Viridiplantae; Streptophyta; Magnoliopsida; Ericales; Ebenaceae
Exons: 4
Coding region: 124-1257 (377 amino acids)
Cellular component (GO): chloroplast
Source: RefSeq, a predicted model, not a curated record
AAAUCAAAGCACCGUAGCACACAAUGAACGUGGUCCACCUGAUAACCAGCGCCAACUCCUCGGUUCCCUCUCUCCCGAAACCCUAAAACCUACUGUAAUUGCAUUCUCUCUUCGAUCAUAUUCAUGGCGUUCUCUGCAGUUGUUCACUUGUCCUCCUCUUCAUCAAUGUUCACUCUCUCUUUCAGAGCCUGCCGAUCUUCCUCCCUCUCUCAAAUUGCUUACCCGCCGAAACCCCUCGUAGUAGUCAAGGCUUCGACUUCUCUGGAUUAUGGAAGCGCAUCUGUUGCCGAUAAGACGACUACUUCUAUGAAGACAGAUAUGUGGCAGUGGCAAUUCAAGGAUACUCCUAUCAAUGUUUAUUAUGAGGAACAUGAGAAGGAGAGCACUGGUCCUACUAAAAAUAUUCUUAUGAUGCCAACUAUAUCUGAUGUUAGUACUGCUGAAGAAUGGAGAUCAGUGGCUAAAGACAUUAUUCAACGAGUUGGUAAAGUUAAUUGGCGGACAAUUAUUGUUGAUUGGCCUGGUUUGGGCUACUCUGAUAGACCAAAGCUAGAUUACAAUGCUGAUGUCAUGGAGAAAUUCCUUGUUGACUUUAUCAAUGCGCCCAAUGGUCCAGUAAGCUGCACAGAUAAGGACUUGGUGGUUGUAGGAGGAGGGCAUGCAGCCACAAUAACUAUUCGGGCUGCGAAAAAGGGUUUAGUGAUGCCAUCUGCCAUUGCUGCCGUUGCACCCACCUGGGCUGGUCCCCUCCCUAUUGUAUUUGGUCGAGAUUCCAACAUGGAAUCAAGAUAUGGACUGCUUCGAGGAAGUUUAAGGGCUCCUGCUGUAGGCUGGAUGAUGUACAAUGUGCUUGUCAGCAAUGAGAAGGCAAUCCAAUCGCAGUACCAAUCUCAUGUAUAUGCCGAUCCCAAAAAUGUGACAGCCACCAUUGUUCAAAGCAGAUAUGCUCUUACCAAACGGAGAGGUGCCCGCUACGUACCAGCUGCUUUCUUGACUGGCCUACUGGACCCGGUGAAGAGCCGAGAGGAGUUUGUGGAACUCUUUGCAGGAUUGGAUGGGAGAACAGCCGUCCUAGUUGUGUCCACGGCGAGUUCUCCCAAGCGAUCGAAAGCAGAGAUGGAAGCUCUGAGGGACGUGAAGGGGGUGAGCAAGUUUGUUGAGGUCCCAGGUGCUCUCCUCCCACAGGAAGAGUAUCCAAAUGAUGUUGCAGAGGAGCUGUACAGGUUCUUGCAGGAGAAUUUUGAGUUGAAAGCUUAAUUGGAAGAGGAAGAGAGAGAGAGAGAGAGAGAGAGUAAAUAUUUCUCACUGUCAAUGUUUUCUUUGACAAACGAGAGUGUGGUUGGAUUUUGUUGAUAGUUUUAGCGUUUAUUGUUUGUGUACAAUUAUAAUACGAUACAAUACACCACCUGAUAAAGAGUGAUGGUAAAUGGAUGCAGUUUGAGCAACAACAUGCUUGGGGAGGCAAGCUUUUAUUGCUAAGGUUUGUCAGCGUUUAGACCCCUAUCGAUGAGGGGGUUUAGAACAAAACUUUAUUGUUAAGGUUCAAUAAAGGUUUUUUUUCACUUUAA